Molecule: messenger RNA, 3289 nt
Organism: Myodes glareolus (Bank vole)
Lineage: Eukaryota; Metazoa; Chordata; Mammalia; Rodentia; Cricetidae
Gene: Sec62
Product: SEC62 preprotein translocation factor
Biological process (GO): post-translational protein targeting to membrane, translocation
Cellular component (GO): endoplasmic reticulum; endoplasmic reticulum membrane
Source: RefSeq, a predicted model, not a curated record
AAGGAUUUUGAAAUAAUGUGUUUACAGUGUAAAAGUGAAAAAGCAGACCACCAUAUUGUAUGAUGCUUGGGGCUAGAGAAAAUGGGUAAAGUCAACAUACACGCAUCAGGUGUACACAUAAAGUGGGAAUAAACGACUACAGAAAAUUAAAUGGUUAACAGACCUGAGUGGUAGAAUUCAACUUUAUUUUCUUUAUCUCGUCUGUAUUCCCCCAACUUUCUACAGCUACAGCGGUCUGAAAUUCCCAUGUCAUGGGAACCUGUAUCUAAGCGCUUAUCAAUUUGAGCACUUCUCUCUGGUCUAGAAGGCUCUAAAAUAACAAGGUACCUAGUAAAUAAACGGCGGACUUGAAGUGGCCUGCAGUCUCCUUCAUCCCAACUCAGCCUUGCUCUUUCCAUCUUAACUGCCCUGGGCUCUUCCUGCCUUCUGGAUUCUGAAGAAGAAUUCUGAGCAGGCCCCUGAGGGAGGGGAACACACCCCAAGUUUUGGGAGGGCAGUGGUGGAAUCAACCCCUCACACUGAGAAAGCGCUGGGGACUGAGGGCCCCAACCAGGCAUCGCUAAAUGCGCUUCUAGCUGACUCCGCCUUCGUCGUUCAUCUUCUCCGUGGAACCUCAGGGAACUGAUAGAGGCCCGAGGCUCGCUCGGGCAGGAAGCGCCUGCCACAGGGGACUCCGUGCGACCCCGCGGUCCAGUGUCCUCCGGAACGGCCUCGCCCCGGCGCCGGGAACUCCAAGGGCGGGCGCCCGGGAACCUGCUAGGUGACUCGGACGCCCAGGCAGGGCUGAGAUCCGAGGCUCGUCGCAGCCUGCCGUCCCCGGACCUACUCCGCCACUGCCUCCGCCGCCCAAGCGAGAACCGAGCCGGCAGCCGGCGGAGCCUCCCGCAGCCCGGAGCCCAAGGCGGUUGACGUAACGGGCCGCAAGCCGCCGCGCUCUCGCGAGAUUUACGCUGCCUCCUCCCCGUCCUGGAUCCACGUCAGAAGGAAUCGGGCGGAGCGGCCAACAUGGCGGAACGCAGGCGACACAAGAAGCGAAUCCAGGAAGUUGGUGAGCCGUCAAAAGAAGAGAAGGCCGUAGCCAAGUAUCUUCGAUUCAAUUGUCCAACAAAGUCCACCAAUAUGAUGGGUCAUCGAGUUGAUUAUUUUAUUGCUUCAAAAGCAGUGGAUUGCCUCUUGGAUUCAAAGUGGGCAAAGGCCAAGAAAGGAGAGGAAGCUUUAUUUACAACCAGGGAGUCUGUGGUUGACUACUGCAACAGACUUUUAAAGAAACAGUUUUUUCAUCGGGCCCUGAAAGUAAUGAAAAUGAAGUAUGAUAAAGACAUAAAAAAAGAAAAAGAUAAAGGAAAAUCUGAAAGUGGGAAAGAAGAAGAUAAAAAGAGCAAAAAAGAAAAUAUAAAAGAAGAAAAGACAAAAAAGGAAAAAGAGAAAAAGAAAGAUGGUGAAAAGGAAGAGUCUAAAAAGGAAGAAACUCCAGGAACUCCAAAAAAGAAGGAAACUAAGAAAAAAUUCAAACUUGAGCCACAUGAUGAUCAAAUUUUUAUGGAUGGAAAUGAGGUUUAUGUGUGGAUCUAUGACCCAGUUCACAUUAAAACAUUUGUCAUGGGAUUAAUUCUUGUUAUUGCAGUAAUAGCAGCCACCCUCUUCCCUCUCUGGCCAGCAGAAAUGAGAGUAGGUGUCUAUUACCUCAGUGUAGGUGCAGGCUGUUUUGUGGCCAGCAUUCUUCUCCUUGCUAUUGCUCGCUGUAUUCUGUUCCUCAUCAUUUGGCUGUUGACUGGAGGAAGGCACCACUUUUGGUUCUUGCCAAACCUAACUGCUGAUGUGGGCUUCAUUGACUCCUUCAGGCCUCUGUACACACAUGAAUACAAAGGACCAAAAGCAGACUUAAAGAAAGAGGAGAGAUCAGAAACCAAAAAGCAACAGAAGUCCGACAGUGAGGAAAAGUCAGACAGUGAGAAAAAGGAAGAUGAAGAUGGGAAGGUAGCACCAGGGAAUCAUGGAACAGAAGGCUCGGGCGGAGAGCGGCACUCAGACACGGACAGUGACAGGAGGGAAGAUGACCGGUCCCAGCACAGUAGUGGGAACGGGAAUGAUUUUGAGAUGAUCACGAAAGAGGAACUGGAACAGCAGACAGAUGGAGAUUGUGAUGAAGAAGAUGAUGACAAAGAUGGAGAAAUGCACAAAUCUGCACAUGAAAAAUUAUAAUCUGACGAAUUUGAGGACUGAAUAAGUGCAGCAAGUUGGGUUUUCUACCUUGGGUGAUCAUAAUGUACACAUGGCAUUUGCAGCAUUCUUUAAAUCCAUUUUCUGAAAUGUAUUUGACAUUCAGUUAGAGUCAGCCUUUUGUUCUGUAGAGCAUUGGUACUAUUGGCACAGUCUACAGCCAUUACUAAUGUAUCCAUCUGAUAAUUUUACAGGAAGUAGGCCUCAUUUUGAUAGUCAUCAAAGAGAUAUUGUCCACAGUGACAUUUAGAUUAAGGGCAUUUUUGAUAGUUGUAUGGCUUUUUACUGUUAGACUAAUGGAAAUCACUAAAGAAACUGCAGCAUUUCAAAUUAUGCAUAAGUAUAUAGCCAUUUUGCAGUUUCUUUACAAUGAAAUGCAUAAACUCAUUGUUCUUGGUAACUAUGCUUUUGUUUUUCUUCAUAAAUUAUACCAGAAAAUUCCUUUUUAAGAUUUUGAGUUAACAGGGAUCAAGAACAUUUUGUGGAAACAAACCAGCUAGUAACAGUGUAGCCAGCGAUACUUUUAAUUUAGCUACAAAUUCUCCUUUUCCAACUUAGGAAAUCCAAACUGAAUUGUGCAUUCAAUCCAGAGAAAGGUGGUCAUCUCCAACACAGUGAAGAGCACUGAUUAGAAGAUGAGGGCUCUUCCUUCCUCCCAUCUCCUUGUCAUAAAAUGUAUUCUGUACAUAAUUUACAAAUAAAACAUUUUAUUUUAAUUGUUACUUAUUAUUUAGACAUUUCUCAACACUUAAAUUUGUAAAACAACAACCAUGUAAGGGUAUGUUUUUAGAGUUUCAGUAACCCACAGAACAUCUGAUCUUUCUACAGCAGCUUCAGUCGUGUGCCAACAUUCCAUGUAUUUUAGUAGGAGUAAAAAUGAUCCUUAUUUUAAAUAAGAACAGAUUUAAAGUAGCUGUUUGUACGCCUUAAUGUUCAUUUUGAUUUAUUUUAAAUCUUUACAUUUAGAAAUGGGGACUAUGUUAUCAGACCAGGAGGCACUGCUGUGAAAGACAAUUUGCUGUUCUAAAAUACCAAUUAAAAAUAAAGAAUAUAAAGAAAACAUAGAAAA